AUGAAGCAAAACUUGGCAUCAUCAGUUAGAUUUAUUUUGCUGCUUUUUCUGAACAUAGAGUGUUUGAAUGAGCAAUCACCUCCUGGAAAGCCUGAGGUUUUGAAGUGUCGUUCUCCAGAAAUGGAAACCUUUACUUGCUGGUGGAAGCCUGGCUCAGAUGGAGGACUUCCUACCAACUACAGUCUGCUCUACAACAAGGAAGGAAAAGAACAAAUUUAUGAAUGUCCAGAUUACAGAACUGCAGGUCCCAAUUCCUGUUACUUUGACAAAAAGCACACCAAUCUCUGGACAUCUUAUAACAUUUCUGUAAAGGCAACUAAUGAGGUGGGAAGUAACAUCUCUAACCCUCAUUAUGUGGACGUGACUUCCAUAGUUCAGCCAGAUCCUCCUAUAAACCUGUCUCUGCAAGUAAUACAGUCAGCUGGGAUAUUGUAUCUUUGGGCAAAGUGGUCUCCACCUCCAUUGGUUGAUGUCAGAUCUGGUUGGCUUAUACUUCAUUAUGAAUUACGCCUAAAGUCUGAAGAAAGGGAAGAGUGGGAGACUAUUUUUGUUGGACAGCAAGCACAUUAUAAGGCGUUUAAAUUACAUCCUGGAUUGAAAUACAUUGUACAGGUUCACUGCAUGCUAGACCAUGGAGAAUGGAGUGAAUGGAGCUCAGAAAGUUACAUUCAGAUCCCCAAUGGGCAGCCCCCUGGAAAGCCUGAGCUACUGAGGUGUCGUUCUCCAGAAAAGGAAACUUUUACUUGCUGGUGGAAGCCCGGCUCAGAUGGAGGACUUCCUACCAACUACACUCUGCUCUACAGCAAGGAGGGAGACAAAUCAAUCAAUGAAUGUCCAGAUUACAGAACUGCAGGCCCCAAUUCCUGUUACUUUGAUAAAAAGCACACCUCACUCUGGGCAAUCUAUAAUAUCACCAUAAAGGCAACCAAUAAGAUGGGAAGUAACAUCUCUGAACCUCAAUAUGUGGAUGUGACUUACAUAGUUCAGCCAGACCCUCCUGUGAACCUAUCUCUAGAAGUAAAAAAACAAGUAGAUGGAAAACCGUAUCUGUUGUUGAAAUGGCAUCCACCUCCACUGGCUGAUGUCAAAUCUGGGUGGCUUACUCUUGAAUAUAAGUUGCGACUAAAACCUGAAGAAGGGGACGAAUGGGAGACAAUUUUUGUUGGACAACAAACACAAUACAAGUUGUUUAGUUUAAAUCCAGGAAAGAAAUACCUUGCACAGGUACACUGCAAACCGGACCAUGGAGAAUGGAGUGAAUGGAGCUCAGAAAGUUAUAUUCAAAUCCCCAGUGACAUAGAGUUGAAGGAUGUGAUUGUCUGGAUCUUUGUGGCUGUAUUAUCAUCUGUCAUUUGCUUAAUCAUUAUCUGGAUGAUGGCUUUGAAAGGCUUUAGUAUGGUAGCCUGCAUCUUACCACCAGUCCCCGGGCCCAAGAUAAAGGGACUCGAUACACAUCUGCUAGAGACAGGGAGGUCCGACGAGUUUUUGAGCGCUCUGGGUUGCCAAGACUUCCCUCCAACAUCAGACUGUGAGGACCUACUGGUAGAAUUUCUGGAGGUAGAUGACAGUGAGGAUCAGCAACUAAUGCCAAGUCAUGAAAAAGGUCAUCCCAGUAAAAAUAUGAAGUCAACACACAAGGAAACAGACAGCGACUCAGGGAGAGGGAGCUGUGACAGCCCUUUCCUACUCUCUGACAGGAGCAGAGAGCCCAGAAUCCCUCCAUCAGCAUUUCAAACACCAGAUAUCAGUGAAAUUUCAGAAAAUAAUGCAAGAAAAAGCAGCUGCGAAAUUCAGAGCACAGACCUAAAAGGGAAAAUACCUUAUUUUAGCAUUGGUAGUACAAAGUUAUCUACGUGGCCUGGAGCUCAGCUAUCUAACAAUCAGACUCCUAAAUGCUCCUACCACAACAUUACGGAUGUUUGUAAGAUAGCCCUUGGCACCAUGAAUGUGAAUGUUACAUCAAUUUUGGGGGGAAAUGAAGAAAAUCAACAGUCACAAUAUUCUAAACCCACUGAAACUAUCAGUGAGGAAAAACUGGACAAGCAAGGAGAAGUGGAGAGCUCGCAUUCCAAAGCUGACCAAGACAGAAUGCAAUUGCUGCCCAAUGAGAAGUCACCUUUUUUGUCUGCUAAACUAAUGGAUUAUGUAGAAAUUCACAAAGUCAACCAAGACGGGGCGUUAGCUGUAUUGCCGAAACAGAAAGAAAAUGGUGGCAAAACUGAAAACUGUACUGUCCCUGGAACCAGCAAGGAAUAUGCAAAGGUCUCAAGAGUUGUGGACAACAGCAUUCUAGUAAUAAUACCAGUUUCAAGAGUUCAGACCACACCUAUGUUUCAAGAACCUCCAAAGGAAUCUGUUCAGAACCUUCAACAGAGUCAAACAGAGAAAAAUAUGAGCUAUUGUUUUACAACUCCAAGUGAGUGCAAAAUAGACACUGGUGGAUUAGAUUACCUGGAUCCAACUUCCUUUAUGUGCUCCUUUAAUUAA
This is a messenger RNA of Emys orbicularis (European pond turtle), 2487 nucleotides long. RefSeq names its product prolactin receptor (gene PRLR). The transcript has 12 exons. Bases 1 to 2487 code for a protein of 828 amino acids. NCBI's taxonomy places the organism in Eukaryota, Metazoa, Chordata, Testudines, Emydidae. The record is from RefSeq and is a predicted model, not a curated record. Gene Ontology annotation, cellular component: signaling receptor complex; external side of plasma membrane. Gene Ontology annotation, molecular function: prolactin receptor activity; peptide hormone binding; cytokine binding. Gene Ontology annotation, biological process: positive regulation of cell population proliferation; cytokine-mediated signaling pathway.